Messenger RNA from Poecilia reticulata (guppy), 3521 nucleotides. The record is from RefSeq and is a predicted model, not a curated record. NCBI's taxonomy places the organism in Eukaryota, Metazoa, Chordata, Actinopteri, Cyprinodontiformes, Poeciliidae.
AUGAUAGAAAAUGAGCAGAUGAAAAAAAAACAACACAGCAGCUUUGCAACUGCUGCAGCCUGGGGGCGGAGCCUUUUCCGGCAAGCAGCGCGAGAAGAAUUAAAAAUGCUUGACGUCAGCCACGUCAGAUUUCAGUAGUCCAAGAUGGCGAAGGCGAGCGGGCCGAGGAAUAGAAAUCACUUCGGUUGCAACUCCAAAAGCCGACUCGAAGACGAAGGGUUUAAAGACAUGGAUGAUGGCCCGAUCAUUCGCCACAGUCAGAGGGCUCCUCUCGCGCGGCCAGAAGACCUGACGGACGGGUUAAACAUCAGAACCAUUACCCCAGAGUCCUAUCAGACCGACAGCAUCAGUCCUUCACCAGAUGAAGGGAUUGACGAGGAAAAGCCUGUGGUGGAGGAGAGGCCGGGGCCCGUCCAGAUCGUCCGAGCCAACGAGAGCGAUGGCAUUUUUCAGCUGGACGUCGCUGCGCUGGAGAAGAUCCUGCUGCAGGAUCAUGUGAAGGACAUGAACUUGGUGGUCGUGUCUGUGGCUGGAGCGUUUCGGAAGGGCAAGUCCUUCCUGCUGGAUUUUAUGCUGCGCUACAUGUACAAUCAGCACAGCGACACGUGGAUAGGAGGAGACCAUGAACCCCUGAUUGGGUUCAAAUGGAGGGGAGGCUGCGAGAGGGAGACCACAGGAAUUCAGGUGUAUGUGAACGCCAUCCCCAAACAAACCCUGAAUUUUUCCACACUGACUUGUGUUUUGUAGGUCGCUGUACUCCUCGUCGACACUCAGGGAGCAUUUGAUAGCCAGUCCACCAUAAAGGACUCUGCUACUGUGUUCGCUCUCAGCACCAUGACCAGCUCUGUCCAGGUGUACAACCUCUCCCAUAACAUCCAGGAAGACGAUCUGCAGCAUCUGCAGCUCUUCACUGAAUACGGACGGCUGGCAAUGGAAGAAACUGAAUCCAAACCUUUCCAGUCUUUAAUGUUCCUGAUUCGGGAUUGGAGUUCUCCGUAUGAAUACGAUUAUGGACUGAAGGGAGGACAGGCCUUUCUACAAAAAAGACUGCAGGUUAAAAACUGCCAACACGAAGAGCUGCAGAACGUCAGGAAGCACAUCGACUCCUGCUUCAGCAAGAUCAGCUGCUUCCUGCUGCCACAUCCAGGCCUCAAGGUGGCCACCAACCCAAAGUUUGAUGGGAGACUAAAAGACAUCGAAGAUGAUUUCAAGACGCAGCUGGCUGAGCUGAUGCCUGUGCUGCUGGCCCCAGAUCAGCUGGUGGAGAAGCAGAUUGGUGGAAGCAAAAUCACCUGCAAGGAUCUGGUGGAGUACUUCAAGGCCUACAUAAAGAUUUACGAAGGUGACGAGCUUCCUCAUCCAAAGUCCAUGCUGCGGGCUACAGCAGAAGCCAAUAAUCUGACUGCCGUGGCUGGAGCCAAAGACUUGUACGGCAAGAGCAUGGAGAAGGUUUGCGGAGGGGACCGGCCCUACAUGGCCCCGGCCGACCUGGAGAGGUACCACGAAGCUUUCUGCCAAGACUCUGUCACGUUUUUCCGCUCCGUAAAGAAGAUGGGCGGCGAGGAGUUCUGCCAGCGCUACCAGGACCAGCUGGAGUUGGAGCUGAAGGAGGCCUACACCAACUUCUCCAAGCACAACGAGGGCAAAAACAUCUUCUAUGCAGCCCGCACGCCCGCCACGCUCUUUGUGGUCAUGUUUUUCACCUACGUGUUGUCGGGGGUGACCGGCUUUAUUGGCCUGAGCGUCUUUGCGGCGCUGGCCAACCUGGUCCUGGGCGUGGCGCUGCUGCUCCUCUGCAUCUGGGCGUACGUGAAGUAUUCGGGAGAGUUUCGGGAGGCGGGAAUGUUGAUAGACCAGUUGGCCGAAGCGCUCUGGGAACAGGUUUUGAAGCCACUUGUUGAAAACUACAUGGAGGACAACGUCCGGCAGACGGUCUUCAACUCCAUCAGAGCCAGUUUGGCAGAACAGGGCACCCAGCCCACCAGGUUAAAGACUGACUGACCGCUCUCCCUCUUCGUCUCCCCCAUCAUCAUCAUCGUCGUGUUCCUCCCACCGCCGUCUGUCCACUGCUAGAGCUGUGGGACUAGAUCAACACCAAAGCUGACCCUCUUUCUACGUUGUUUUUGUCGGCGCCCCGUCCGUCUCUGUUUCGUAGCCUUGCAGCGUGACCUGCUCUUCAUCGCCCCCUAGUGCCUCACUCAACAUGCUGCACAAUCAAAGGACCGAGCAGAGCGUCGUCUGCCGUGAUACAUGUUGUCUUUUUGGUGCAUUCGUUGUUUUUCGCUGGAGUCGGACUGCACUCAGUUCAAGAUGAAGGAAACUGACACAGCUGUGGGCAGCUGCUAACGAUGGAUGCACCCCCCUUCAAAGUGUGUGUUUUCUUUUCUGUUUCCCUGACAUCUUCUCAGCACUACUGACUCAUCCACUCGGAAAACCAACAACGGGUCGAUUCCUUGAAAUCUGUCAACGAAAAACACAAGCUACGGAAAUAAAGCAAAGCUGAAUUUCUUUCCCAACACUAGGAGGCGACGUUUUUAAUGAUCAAACUCUUUGGGGUCAGGCUGCCUUCACCUUUCCCUGUGUCCCUUUAAUACUUCCUAUAAAUUACUGAAGAGCUGCAGGUAGCACCAAGUGUUUCCCUUCUGUUGUUUCUUUAAGGGGGUCUGUUGUUUUUUGAUUGUUUUUAGAUAGCAAGGUGUGCUUUGAAGCAGCCUUUGGUGUCUCACAGCAGACGUGCCAGUAUUGAGCUCUGUGCAUGCUGUAAAGAGCUUUUAGAGCCCAGCUAUAGACGAGAGGUUAAUUUUUAAAGUUGUUUUUUUUUUUUUUUUUUUUUCUCAUCCAUGCCUUCCAUUAAAGCUGCACCAGCACACACACACUGGUUGCAGCCUCAGAAGCUGUGGGAGCUCCAGCUCAGACGGUCGGUCUCAUUCACGGUUUGAUUUGAUGUUAUGUGAAGUUGGUUUUGGAUUUGUUGAAUUGUUCCUUUUUAAAAAUGAGCUGAACUUGAAUCUCUUGCUGGACGUUUCUCGGCCAGGGCUGGAACCUCCCAGAAGUAGAAUGAAAUGGAUUUUAUUGCACAACGCGAACCUCCCUGAGGAACUCCGCCAUGUUUGUCGAUUCUUUUAGCUUUUCACACCAACAGCUUGCACGUGUCUUUCACGCUGAUUCCAUCCUCACCUCGAUCAGCAGUCUCAUAAUGUACAGUUUCUUUUCUGUGCUCUUAUAUUAAAUCAGGCAUGUAUGUUGAUUAUUUAAAUAAACAAUGUACACAUUUUAUAGAUGAUCAGUUUUCCAUGGCUGUUUUCUUCCAGUCUGGUCUGGUAAAGGAGAAACUCCUGCUGUAGGUUUCCAUUAGCUGCUCAUGGUCACCAGGACGGGCUGGACGGCUGCAUGUUGUGGAUACUUGUAUCCAGACUGGACCGUUUGCUGGACCGGAGACAUUAGCCUGACUUUUAAAGAUAUCUCUGGUAAUUUAUUUUUGUUUAAAAUGUUCAUUUUAAGAAUAAAUCAUACACACAGUC